AGGAAAUUUUGGUCUCCUCACUUCUUUUGCACCAAAACCGUUGCUUCGUUAGAAUCAAAGUGUCAAUCAGGAUUCAGGACAGAUACGGUAGCCACCGGUACCGUUCGACAAAAAGGAUAAACCUGGAUCCUAAGACUUGGCUCGCUAGCUAUCUGAUUUGGUAUCUAGCCAACCAGUAAAGUAAAGUAGCUAACAUCAUGCUCAGAGGCACUCUGUUGUUCCGCAAUAAUGCAAGCAGAUGACAGCGAUGAUGAUCCACACCAAGCAAUUACUACAUGUCCAUCCAAGAAACCACCGACCGUUCGAGCCCCUGGAAAUGGCCGGAAAGCUCGUCGCAAACGGCGUCUUCAAGCCAAACAGCGAGGGGAUACCGGUCUCCUUCAGGCUCCCUUUUUGCAUGGCAAUACUCAACCCGGUCGGUUGGCACUCGUCGACAAGGCAUGGACGAUUUGGAUGAUGCAACACCAUCAUCAUCACAAUAAGAGCAUGGUCUUUGUCGAUGUCGGAAUGGGAAAUCAUCCCGAAACAACUCUGGAAUGGAAAACUGCCAUUGAGCAGUGGUUGUUGACGACGGCGACAGAACAACCACAACCAGAUACUACCCACGAACGCACCUAUCUUUUGGUGGGAACCGAAAUCGACGAGGAACGUCUCCAACAUGCCAAGGACUUCGACUUCUAUGCAAAUAAUAACAACAACAGUAGCUGUUGUGCCAAUGCCAACCACACAACAGCCAAGAUUCCCGUAGUAUUUGAAUGGAGUGGAACCGAUUUCCAGUUGCCAACCAUUGCGAAACACUACAACGUUCGAACGAUUCGCGCCAUGAAUGUGACACGAGACUACCAUAUCCACGAUGCUUGUACGGCCUUGCAUCGAUGGUAUUCGAGUAGUAGUAGACAACAACCACAACAGCCUGGACCAAAUCAUACCAUGAUACUGGAGGGGUCUACCAAUGACACGGGGUCGAUUGCCGUUGCCAUUAUUAUGGAGCAGGCUGCGAACAACACUGGCAACAAGGGUAAUAAUAGCACCGAAAGAAUUGCCAUUGACGGUGUUGUCUUUGGGGUUGAUAUAGAAAGUAUCGUGUGGGCGGACGAUGCUUCCCAACACAACAACCGGACAGAAGGCGCUACCAUUCUACCAGGCAAGUCAUCUCCACCGCAAUGGUUUCAAAGGACUUUUCCUCGGUUGUGGCGGCAUUGCUUUGAUGAUGAUGGUCACGAACAGUGCAACCAGCCAUGGGUCCAUUCCAUGCACCAGUUUCUCUCCAAGUGGCAACAUGUUUCGUCGUCAUCAUCAUCGACAGAUGCCAAACAGAUCUGGCUCCGCAGUAUACACAAACUGGGAGUGCAUUACGAUUUGUGCCUGGAUGGGAUACAUUCUGGCGUCUUGAUUUGGAGGAAUCCGGUCGACUUGUAUGUCCCCACGCCCGCAGAAUCCUUGGCAGGAAAGGGCUGCCAACGAGAAGAUAACGUACCGGCUCCAUGAACAAGGAUGGCUAGAUGCUUUACUUUCUAGCUAGUAAUCUAGUCCAGCUUAACCGAGAUAGUACAGCACGGACCGGAUCUAGGGCGGGAGGCCAUUUUUGGUCCUAGCCCCAAAUGGAACCAACUUUGUCAGCCCCAUUUGCCUACUCAAAUAGGGAGUCUAGAG
Molecule: messenger RNA, 1653 nt
Organism: Seminavis robusta
Lineage: Eukaryota; Bacillariophyta; Bacillariophyceae; Naviculales; Naviculaceae
Source: the annotation of a GenBank genome assembly